AAAAGUUAUUACUCCUCGAGAAGUUUGUCAGGACAUGUCAGAACAUUUUGUAUUGUAAUUUGUUGCUUAUUGCGCUGUCUGAACCUUGCUGCCAAGUAAAUGAUCUUCAUGGAAAUGAUACAGCAGUGGCCUCAUUCAGAAAGAUAAUCUACUCUGCCACACAGGAAAAAAAAAAAUCAAACGAUUGACAUAAAACCAGUUAUUAGUGUUCAAACUGUCCAGAUCUUGAGACGGCAUGCACAAGUUUAGUUGAGUCCUGAGGACAUACAGUAUGUUCGAUUUUAUUUAUUUAACCUUUAUUUACCAAGGGAAAUCCCAUUAAUAUCACAAAUUGUUUAAUGCAAGGGAGGCCUGGGCUCGAAGGCAGCCUAAGCAUGCAAGUUUUUUUUUUUUUUUUUUUGUGGGAGGAAACCAUAAAAAAUCCACAUAAACAUGAGAAUAUGCAAAUUCCACACAGAAAGACCUCUUGUUCCAACCAGGGAUUGGAUCCAGGACCUUCUUGCUGUGAGGAAUCUGAGCCAUUGUGCUGUUUUUAAAGAAGUUUAGAUUUGUUUACUGUAAGAUCCAGAUAUUUCUUGUGAUAUAGGAUGGUUUUUGGCCCUUUUUUGACAGUCCAGGGUUUAACCGUUUACCUCGCCCAUCUGUCACCUUCUCAUUCACUGACAUUAGGGCAGGCCGUCCAUUAUCAAGACAGACAUACUGUCUACAUGGCUACCAUUAGCCACAACAACAAACCCCUGCUGGGCCCCUGGCAAAGCAAGCUUGUUAAAUGUGUGGACGCAUUGUUCUUCCAAAUUGGUCUGGGACACUUAAUUGCCCAGUUAGUCACCUUAUGGGUUGAAGCCAUCUAAACACCAAUCUGAAAGCAGCCUCCACUCAUCAGAUGGAGCAUGUUGUAAAAUGUCUCUUAGCUCUGGCUGGUUACAUAUUCAUUGUUUUUCAGGGCCACAUAAAUAAGGUGAGGGCCAAUCAGGGAUGGCCUUAGUUUGACUGAUUUAGUGAAGUCAGAGACCUCUCUAAUCCAAGAGGCAAAAGACCCAGAGGGAUCAGUCGUAGAUUACCAUCUAAAUCUGGAGACAGACAGCAUUCAAACAAAUAUGUUCUAAUGUAAGGUUGUUGGGUUAGGAAAUCUAAAUACUUGAAACAGAAUGGAUGAAAGAGAUGUUUGAACUGCACUGUAUAAAUCUAACAACAAAGCAUUUUGCUGUUAUUUAACAAAAAAAGCACUAGCUACUCUGAAUAAUGUAGACUUUAUUCAUGCAUUGCAUGUAUAAUAAAUUUGCAAUAUUAUACACGUUUGAAGUGCUUUAUAUGAUCUGUUUGCAUGGAUACAAGUGUUUUCUAGAGCUUUAUAUGUGACCCUGAUAUGACAGUCAAUAGUAUUACAGAAAAGUAUUCUCUUCUAUCAAGCAGAUUAGUAAACGAGGUAGGAUAUUUAAAUAGACUGUUCUGCCAAUCCAGUCCUUAAGGUGCUCACUGUUUUCUUCCACCCAGAGAAAUGUCUCUGAUACAAAUUAAACAAUGUGAUAAUUAUUAUUUUAGUUUAGUUGGUUUUGUGAAUCGUUUUUAAUUUUCACAAGCAAAUGCAGCAGAUUUGUGUUGCUGGUUUUCACUCAUUGAAUCUGGAGUGUGAUUGCCCAUAACCCCCCUCCUGCUCACACACCCACUAUCAGCUUACUGCUCCCUCUCUCUGUCUGCAGAGAUCACAAAACAAGCUGUUGUCUCCAAACACAUCGUCUCUAAGUCUUUUGAUAGGUAGUUGAUAACAGACUGGCAGACUGAUGGGGGGCUCACCUUGCUGUAUAUAAGGAAACCUGAAUAAACAGCAAAGUCUCCACAGAACAUCAAGAGACACACGGCUGCAGUGGAAGUUCUUUCAUUCACCUUAUGCGCUGUUGAGACUUUAGUAACUUUGUCAACAUGGCUGUGUUCUUCGCUGUGGUUCUCGUCACUGUGACAUCCUCAUCCUUGGCAUUCGACAUGAGUCAGUCCACUCGUUGCGUCACCAUCCCGAACCAGAUGAGAAUCUGCAAAGACGUUGGUUACUCUGAGAUGCGGCUGCCGAACUUUUUAGGUCACAGUAACCUAGGAGAGGUGGUUCCCCAUUCAGAGGACUGGAGGUCCUUGUUGCAAACAGGCUGCCACCCUCAAGCGCAGACCUUCCUCUGCUCAAUCAUUGCACCUGUCUGCCUUGACACUUUUAUCCAGCCUUGCCGCAGCCUGUGUGUGGCAGUGAGAGACAGUUGUGCCCCAGUGCUGGCUUGCCAGGGUCACCUGUGGCCUGAGGCUUUUGACUGUGACCGCUUCCCAACUGAUGAAGAUAUAUGUCUAAGUCCCCAUGGAAAAUUCAACCACUUUUUCAAAGAUAUACCUAAACCGGUUUGCCAAAACUGCCCCUUUGUAGAAGCAUCUCCAGCAGUGAAAACAGUCCUAAGUGCCUUUUGCCACUAUGACUUUGCUGUGACUGCCAAACUCCACCGUCUUCGUCGCUCCACAGGAGAGCCGGAGUUUCAGGUGGAGGGUCGAGUUGAGUUCAUCCGUCAGGGCCCACUAUUGCCUUACGACACCCAGCAUCUGCUGCAGGAGUGGCUCCUCAUCAACCUCCGAUGUGCCAGUGCUUUAGUGCGUCCAGGACGCUCCCAGCUGUACGUGCUGACAGGCUCUGUGCUGCCUAACGGCGCUGUCGCUCUAACUCAUCUUUUUCCCUGGCACAAAAAGGAUGCAGGCAUUGCCUUGGCCACUCGCAAGUGGAAGCACCACAGGUGUUGAAAAACAAUUGUCAGAAUUUAAAGUGCCUGUCAAAAUGAUCUUUUUUUUUACUCCUGGCAUGUCUUGUACUCAAAACUGUAAAUAAAUCAAAGUAAAUAUAUGUUUGACAUUUUUGUGUAACGUAGUCUAUAAAAACGACAUUAAAUAUUGGUGAAAAAGAAAUAAAACUUGCUUUGUGAAGUGUAAGAUUUUUCACUUUCAUCCUAGAUGUAUCAUGCACAGUUUCUCUGUAAUUCACAUUAAAAAUGUCUUCACAGCAAAAA
Molecule: messenger RNA, 3032 nt
Organism: Austrofundulus limnaeus
Lineage: Eukaryota; Metazoa; Chordata; Actinopteri; Cyprinodontiformes; Rivulidae
Gene: szl
Product: sizzled
Exons: 4
Coding region: 1921-2769 (282 amino acids)
Biological process (GO): canonical Wnt signaling pathway; non-canonical Wnt signaling pathway
Molecular function (GO): Wnt-protein binding
Source: RefSeq, a predicted model, not a curated record